GGAGCCGUACACCAUGGCGGCCACGGCCGCCUCCCCGGCGCUGAAGCGGCUGGAUCUGCGCGACCCCGCGGCGCUUUUCGAGACGCACGGGGCGGAAGAGAUCCGCGGGCUGGAGCGCCAGGUCCGGGCUGAGAUCGAGCACAAGAAAGAGGAGCUGCGGCAGAUGGUGGGCGAGCGGUACCGCGACCUGAUCGAGGCGGCCGACACCAUCGGCCAGAUGCGACGCCGCGCCGAGGGGCUGGUGGACGCGGUGCGGGCCUCCGACCAGCACUGCGCGCGCCUCCGCCUCCGCCAGGCCGGCCCGGCCGCGCCGCGGCCUCCGCAGCCCAAGCUGCCAUCCCAGGAGCAGUUCUACAGCAUGGCUGCUCAAAUCAAGCUGCUCUUAGAGAUCCCUGAGAAGAUCUGGAGUGCCAUGGAAGCCUCUCAGUACCUUCACGCCACAGGGCUCUACCUGCUCUGCUGCCACCUUCACUGCCUGCUGCAGCUGGACUCUAGUUCCCGACACAGUCCCAUCCUCUCCCGGUUUCCUAUACUCGUCCGGCAGGUGGCAGCAGCCAGCCACUUCCGGUCAACCAUUUUGCAUGAAAGCAAGAUGCUGCUCAAGUGCCAAGCCGUAUCUGACCAAGCUGUGGCUGAGGCCCUCUGCUCUAUAAUUCUCUUAGAGGAGAGUUCUCCCCGGCAAGCCCUCACCGACUUCCUGUUGGCUAGAAAGGCAACUAUUCAGAAACUUCUCAAACAGCCACGCCACGGUGCUGGCAUCAAAGCCCAGAUUUGCUCAUUAGUGGAGUUACUGGCCACCACUCUGAACCAGGCUCAUGCCCUUUUCUACACCACAUCUGAAGGUCAGUUGCCAGAUCCGUCCCUGCCCUGUGGCUUGCUAUUUUCUACUCUGGAGACCAUCACAGGCCAGCAUCCUCCUGGAAAGGGCUUCAGCGUGCUAAAAGAGGACGUGAAGCUCUGCAGCUGGUCCCGGCACCUGCCAGCGUCCAUCGCUGAGUUCCAGCCUACCCUCCGAACCCUUGCACAUCCCAUCAGCCAGGAAUACCUGAGAGACACGCUACAGAAAUGGAUCCACAUGUGUAACGAAGACAUUAAGACUGGGAUCACCAACCUGCUCUCAUACGUGAAGACCAUGAAAGGCCUGGCAGGGAUCCGAGAUGCCAUGUGGGAGCUGCUGAGCAGCGAGCUGGCGGGUCCUGGCUGGGAGGUGGUGAGCCGGCGGCUGCUGGAGAAGCCACUCUUGUUCUGGGAGGACAUGAUGCAGCCACUCUUCCUGGACCGCUUACAGACUCUGACAAAAGAAGGCUUCGAAUCCAUCUCCAGUAGCUCCAAAGAACUCUUGGUGUCAGCUUUGCAGGAACUCGGGAGCAGCGCUGGCAGCUCGUCAAGCAAGCACAUCCACUUGGAGCAGAACAUGUCUCUCUUCCUCUGGUCUGAGAGUCCCAAUGACCUGCCUGCCGAUGCUGCCUGGGUCAGCGUGGCAAACCGGGGUCACUUUGCCAGUACUGGCCUCUCCAUGAAAGCCCAUGCAAUUAGCCCUUGUGUACAGAACUUCUGUUCUGCCCUGGAUUCCAGACUGAAGAUGAAGCUGGAUGACCUCCUGGCAUACCUGCCCUCGGAUGAUGCACCACCACCCCAGGAUGCCGCCCCCGGGCAGCAGUCCAAGAAGCCUGCCUUUGACAGGUACUCGGAUGCUGCGACGGUGCAGGGCCUGCUGCAGACUCACUCUGUGGCCUGCAUCCAACAUAUCAUGGACUGCGUCCAGGCUGAGCUGCAGAGCCUCAGGGAUGCCGUGCAAGGCCAGCAGGACAUCCUCCGCGGCACCAAGCUGCACGCAGUUCUUUUCAUGGCCAGACUCUGCCAGUCCCUGGGAGAACUGUGCCCCCACCUGAAGCAGUGUAUUGUGGGGAAACCUGGGAGUGCUGAGAAGCCAGCGAAGGAGAUGAGGGCUCCUAAAAAGCAGGGCAAGGGCCCGGCUCAGGAAAUGCCUCCCGGGCAAGCCAAGUGGCAGGAAGUGAAGGAAGCCCUCCUGCAGCAGAGUGUGGCAGGCUACCAGGUCUGGAGCUCAGCAGUUGUCAAGGUUCUGGUUCAUGGUUUCACCCAGUCACUGCUUUUAGAUGAUGCUGGUUCAGUCCUGGCGACAGCCACCAAUUGGGAAGAACUAGAAAUUCAGGAGGAGACAGAGUCUGGAAGCAGCGUCACAUCUAAGAUCCGACUCCCCACACAGCCCUCAUGGUAUGUCCAGUCCUUCCUGUUUAGCUUAUGUCAGGAAAUAAAUCGCGUUGGAGGCCAGGCCUUACCAAAGGUGACCCUGCAAGAGAUGCUGAAAAGCUGCCUGGCUCAAGUCAUAGCUGCCUAUGAGAAGCUGUCAGAAGAAAAACACACCAUGAAAGAAGGUGCUUUUCCUGUCACCCAGAAUCGGGCCCUGCAGCUUCUCUAUGACUUGCGCUAUCUCAGCAUCGUCCUGACGACCAAGGCAGAGGAGGCCAAGAGUGGCCGGAGCAAACCUCAUGCCAGAAUAGAGAAAGUGACUGAUGGUCUGGAAGCCCUCAUUGAUCCAUUUGACCUGGAUGUUUUCACGCCUCACCUCAACAGCAACCUCAACCGCCUGGUGCAGCGAACUUCAGUUCUCUUUGGAUUGGUAACAGGUACAGAAAACCAGUUCACGCCCCGAAGCAGCACGUUCAACUCCCAGGAACCCCAUAACAUACUGCCUCUGGCCUCAAGUCAGAUCAGGUUUGGACUCCUCCCACUGAGUAUGACAAGCACCAGAAAGACCAAGUCAACUGGCAGAGGCAUGGACACACAAGCCCAGCAGGUUGAACCCCUGCCACUCUCGAGAUCAGGUGACUCGGCGCAUCCUGGCUCCUUGUUCAGACAGCUCCUCAGCGAUGAAGACGACUCUUCUGCAUCCUCAUUAUUCAAACUUGGCUGGCUCUCUAGUAUGACCAAGUAACACGGAGAAACGCCCAUCCUGUCUAAAUAAACACUAUUGCAUUGUCUUUCCUAAAGGUGUCUCUGCUUGUUUGUUUCUAAACUCUACCUCUUUUCCAUUUUGGUGGUGGAAUGCGGUCCCUUAGUCUCCAGCAGGGAUGACCUUAUCAAGUUUCACCCACUUGUCAGGCACCAGGUCAGGCAGUGGGCAUGCUCUUAGCAUCCAGUCAUCCAUGCCUCAGUUACCUUGCCGGGUGGAGUUACCAGGAGCUGCUUAUAGAGUCCAAGUAAGACAAAAUCAUGACAUAUUUUUUGAUGUGGAAAUUGCAUUACUUCCUACUAAAGUUGGAGCAGCGCUGACAGACAUUUUCUGCGGAUACAGGAGCCUGAGGGACUCGCCCUGGAAACACUGCUGGCAGAGGAGGCAGGACUAGGGAGGCUGCUUCACAUCCCGAGUGAAUCCGGCUCAGCUUGCUCUCCAGUUCCAAUG
Molecule: messenger RNA, 3424 nt
Organism: Dipodomys spectabilis (banner-tailed kangaroo rat)
Lineage: Eukaryota; Metazoa; Chordata; Mammalia; Rodentia; Heteromyidae
Gene: Cog1
Product: component of oligomeric golgi complex 1
Exons: 14
Coding region: 14-2956 (980 amino acids)
Biological process (GO): intra-Golgi vesicle-mediated transport
Cellular component (GO): COG complex; Golgi apparatus
Source: RefSeq, a predicted model, not a curated record